Molecule: messenger RNA, 2814 nt
Organism: Magnusiomyces paraingens
Lineage: Eukaryota; Fungi; Ascomycota; Dipodascomycetes; Dipodascales; Dipodascaceae
Exons: 1
Coding region: 1-2814 (937 amino acids)
Source: RefSeq, a predicted model, not a curated record
AUGACCUCUCCCACUAAUUUUGAUACCGGCAUGUCCCAAGAUAGUGAAACUCACAACAGUAACAACUCUGUAAUCUCAUCUUUAGAACAAGAGUUUGAAGAAAAGUUUCCUAGUUUUGAGCAUGUUGAAAACACUGGAGUAAACAAUGACAGUGACAACUGGGGAACUGCGAUUUCUUCACCCCAAAAUCCACAAAACAAUUCCUCUCUUUCUCCCUCCACACCACAUACUCCUCCUUCUCUUUCUUCCUCUUCUUCUUCCUUUUCCUCACCUUCAGAUUCCUCUGCAAACGGUGGCAUUCCUGAGUCUUGGAAAAAUGUUGCCCCUCAAAGUUCCGAAAUGGACUUUAUGUUUGGUCGACCUCCUCUUAUUCGCCGUGACGCUUCUCUUAAAACUCCUACCCAACGUCAGUACCGGUUUGGAACCCGCCCACAUGAGGCUUUACCCAAAUCAAUUACUUCUUUCCAAGCACCAGCCUCACCAUUCCGCAGACACCAUGCCAUGACUCGACCACACGAGCCUUUCCCCUUCACUUCUUCUUUUGAAAAUAAUAGCAAUGUCAAUUCGCCUCUACGUCAGUCUCAGUUGAUGGCUCAUCUUCAUAAUUCUUUGUCUCCCUUGGGGUAUAACAAUAACAAUAAUGGUAUUUUGAUGCCUCUCCCACGUUUGGACCAGCCAUCAUUGGUAGUUCAUAAUGAGCCUCCACCAGCUCCAGCUCCUUCUCCUGAGCCUAGGAAAACCGAAGUUAGAAUCCAUUCUGGAUUCACUCGCCGCUCAGAUGAACGCCGCGGACGACCAUUGCGCGAAGAUGAGCUGGGAAACCCUUUGCCCGAAGGCUACACUUUAGAACAGUUUUUGAGUGAGCGCAGUGAGCUCCGAUGCCCAUUCCAAGAGGCGUGGCAUAAUGCCGAGAGUAUUUCAGAUAUUGGGUUUGCUCCUGGUGAAUUUGUAUCUCAGCAGUAUCCUCCUGUGUCUAUGGAGAACGUUGAAAAUAAACAGGAGGAAAAAAGAGAAGAAAAUAAACAGGAGGAAAAAAAAGAAAAAAAUAAUAAGGUGGAAAAAAAAGAAAAAAAUAAUAAGGUGGAAAUGAAAGAAAAAGAAGAAGAGCAGGACAGUGAUGAAAAUGAUGAUAGUAUACCAAUAUUGAUUAGUAAUUUGGUAAAAUGUUUUGAGCGAAUUUUUUCUGAAGAUGACUCUGACAAUGAGCCUGUACCUUUCCGUGAGUCUGAGGAAAAUUGUGAUGAAAAGUUUGUGUCAUUAGAUGACUCUGAAGAUGAGCCAAAUCCCAUAAACAACAUAGUAAAAGCCCGACGCAACUUUUUAUCGGAGGGUGUUGAUGACGACUCUGAGGACAAUUUUGAGGGCGAUUCUAAUAACGAUCUUGAUGAAAAUUCUGACGUUGAACCCCUGCCUGUUGCUAGCGAGGCAGAAAACUUUGACGACAAGUUUGAACGAUUGGAAAAUUCUGAUACUGAUGAUAAUAAUGACAAUUAUAUGUCACUUAGUGAGUCUGGGCAAGCGGAUGGUGAAGAAGAAGAGGUUGAAAGCUUGUGGACAAUUAGCACUUUUAGAACUGAUAUGUGGAGCAGCUCAUCUUAUAGCAGUGAAUCUGAUGAAAAUGAUUCAUCUAGUAAUUCAAGUUCUGAAGAAGGAAAUGGACAUGAUCAUUCUUCAUCAUCAGACUCGGAUACGCGGAGUGAUACUGAUUCUGGAAGGUCUCAAAUGGAUUCUGGAGGUAGCACGCAUUACAUUAGUAGCGAGCCAUCAUCGGUACCAUCAUCUGAAGUGGGGUCCAUUUCUGAAAAUGGCGAGAUGAAUGGUGAGACAGUAUUAGAUACUGAUGAGUUUUCUCGUGGGAUGAAUGAAGAAGAGUUAAUUCCUUUGAGGAUUUUCCCCGGGUUUAACUUGGAAUUAUUGUUGAGCCGCACGUUGAUGACGCCCAUCAUGCAACAACACUUUAUAUUUGGGGAGGAGUUUGGAGUUGAGCAUCCAUUUAUGAAGGCCUUGACCAAGGCUGGGAAAUUUGUUUUUGCUCAAAGUUUUACGUUACCUUCAAAUUGGCGGGUUGUGAUUGAAGAGGUUGCAGUUACAGUUAUUGAAGACAUGAAGGAAAGAUCGAUGCCCAAGCGGUGGAAGCGCGAUAACACCAAGCGACUUUUUUACCAAACAAAGGGCAAUAUUGCAAGUCAAUGGUUUUUUGUGAGUGUUGUUGCCAAAGAGCUUGAGGAAAAGUAUGAAUAUGAAGAUCAAGAGCGAGAGCGAGAGCAGAAGCAACAAGUGAAGAUUAAAAUGCAACAGUCCGAGGCUAAGAAGUGGAGUUUGAAUCCAAUGGUUGUAGGGCAUGCCAAUGUUAUUGUUAAUGAACUUGAGAGAAGAGAAAAAAAGGAGCAUAAGGAUUGGUGUGCAUUGAAUGGAUUAAAUAGACGUCGGAUGACCACUUAUGUGACGAUGCCCACUGUAGGAAUUUUGGGUCAAGGAUUGACGCGGUAUCCUGAUUUGGCCAAUUGCCAAGACGUUCGGAUUAAGGAGCUUAGUCUAGAGCUUUACUGGGAGGAUUACCCCAUGGUAAAGGAGAUUGAAGAGCGCCGGGCUGCAAAGGAGUAUGAGGAAGAGUAUGGAGUUGCUCCUGGGAUGUACAAUGCGAUUUGGGAGCAAUAUGAAAGGUUGGGGGGAGUAUCUGAUAUGGAAGAAGUUAUUAAAAAGAAGAAGAAGAAGGAAAAGUAUGAAGAUUGGAGGCGUCCGGGUCGUCGUCGUCGGGACAAGUUGCGUCGGUUGUUUUCAUGGCAUCGUCGCACGACCCGGUUUGAUUAUUAA